GAUCCGUGUGCUGCGCUCGGGUUCAGUCCGGUGAGUCACCGAGCGCGCGGGAGUGCGGAUAGCGGCGAAAAGAGAGCCGAAACACCGAAGAGCUCGAGCAUGGCGGUCGAGGAGGAAGGGCUGCGGGUUUUCCAGAGCGUCAAAAUUAAAAUCGGUGAAGCUAAAAACAUUCCUCCAUAUCCGGGUCCAAAUAAAAUGCGGGAUUGUUACUGCACCGUCAACUUGGACCAGGAGGAAGUUUUCAGAACCAAAACCAUAGAGAAGUCUUUAUGUCCUUUCUACGGUGAAGACUUCUAUUGUGAAAUCCCACGCAGUUUUCGUCAUCUGUCUUUCUACAUUUUUGACAGAGAUGUGUUCAGGAGGGACUCCAGCAUCGGUAAAGUAGCAGUGAAGAAGGAAGAUCUGCAAAAAUACCACGGUAAAGACCACUGGUUCCCACUGCAACCUGUCAGUGCUGAUUCAGAAGUUCAGGGAAAAGUUCACCUGGAGCUGCGUCUCAGUGAGGUCAUCACCGACAGCGGAGUCGUCUGCCACAAGCUGGCAACACGGGUUUUGGAGUGUCAGGAUCUGCCGAUAGUGAACGGUCAAUGUGACCCGUAUGCAGCCGUGUCAUUACUCGGCCCUUCCAGGUCAGAUGCCAAGAAGACUAAAGUCAAACGUAAAAACAACAAUCCUCAGUUUGAUGAGAUCUUCUUCUUUGAGGUGACCAAACCGCUCAGCUACACCAAACGCCAGUUUGAUGUUGAAGAAGAUGAUGUGGAUAAACUUGCGCUCAAGGUGGAUCUGUGGACCGCCAGCAACCUGAAAUUUGGAGAUGAGUUUCUGGGAGAGGUACGAGUACCACUGAAGGUACUGGGACAGUCGGGCGUUCACGACGCAUGGUACUUCCUUCAGCCCAGAGAUAACGGUAACAAGUCAGUUAAAGCUGAUGAGCUGGGCUCACUAAGACUCAACAUCAUUUACACAGAGGAUCACGUGUUUCCUACCGAACAUUAUAAUCCUCUCAGAGACCUGCUGCUGCAUUCUGCACACGUCGAGCCCGUCUCUGCGUCUGCUGCGCACAUUUUGGGCGAGGUGUGCCGAGAGAAACAGGAAGCGGCCGUCCCUCUGGUCCGACUCUUCCUGCACUACGGAAAAAUUGUGCCUUUCCUCAGUGCCAUUGCACAUGCAGAGAUCAACCGCACACAGGAUCCAAACACCAUCUUCAGAGGAAACUCCCUCACAUCUAAAUGCAUCGAUGAGACCAUGAAACUGGCUGGGAUGCAUUACCUGCAGGUCACCCUAAAGCCUGUGAUUGAUGAAAUUUGUACUGACCACAAACCAUGUGAGAUUGAUCCUGUCAAGCUGAAAGAGUCUGAGAAUCUGGAUACAAACAGGGAAAACUUACGGCAUUACGUGGACCGCAUCUUUAACGUCAUCACCAGCUCAGGCGUCAGCUGCCCGACGGUCAUGUGCGAUAUCUUCUUCUCUCUACGAGAAUCUGCAGCAACACGUUUUCAGGUUGAUCCAGACGUGCGGUACACAGCUGUCAGCAGUUUUAUCUUCCUCCGGUUCUUUGCACCUGCAAUCUUGUCGCCAAAUCUUUUCCACCUGCGACCGCAUCACCCGGAUCCGUGCACAUCACGAACCCUCACUCUCAUAUCCAAAACCAUCCAGACUCUGGGAAGUCUCGCCAAGUCUAAAUCUGCAAAUUUUAAAGAGUCUUACAUGGCUGCCUUCUACGAUUAUUUCAAUGAACAAAAGUAUGCAGAUGCUGUAAAAAAUUUUUUGGAUCUGAUAUCAUCAUCGGGUCGCUGGGAUCAGAAGAGCAUUGAGACGCCCAUCAUGCUGAAAGAGGGAUUCAUGAUCAAACGCGCUCAGGGGCGAAACCGCUUCGGUCUGAAGAACUUCAAGAAGAGAUGGUUUCGUCUCACUAACCACGAGUUCACCUACCAUAAAGCCAAAGGUAAUUCAAGAGGAGAUGGCGCUCUCUGCAGUAUUCCUAUAGAAAACAUUCUGGCUGUAGAGAGACUGGAGGAAGAGUCCUUUAAAAUGAAAAAUAUGUUUCAGGUCAUCCAGCCAGAGAGGGCGCUCUACAUCCAGGCCAAUAACUGUGUGGAGGCCCGUGACUGGAUCGAUAUCUUGACUAAAGUCAGUCAGUGUAACCGCAAGCGUCUGAGCACCUAUCAUCCGUCUGCUUACCUCAACGGCCAUUGGCUCUGCUGCAAGAUGUCUGCAGACGCAGCGCCCGGCUGUACACCCUGCACGGGUGGUCUUCCUGCAAACAUUCAGCUGGAUGUGGAUGGAGAUCGAGAGACUGAGAGGAUUUAUUCACUCUUUAACACGUAUAUGUCUAAACUAGUGAAGAUGCAGGAGGCGUGUGGCAGUAAAUCAGUGUACGAUGGGCCCGAGCAGGAGGAAUACUCCACGUUUGUGAUCGAUGACCCGCAGGAGACGUACAAAACUCUGAGACUCGUCAUUUCAGCCGUUCAGACGCUGGAGCAGCAGCACAUGCAAUAUAAACGAGACAAGUUUAGAAAGACCAAGUAUGGCAGCCAGGAGCAUCCAAUCGGUGAUCAGAGUUUCCAGUGUUAUGUACGACAACAUUCAGAAAGCACCACAUACUCCAUCUGAGCCGUCAGUGAUCUUCACAGUGACAUCACAGAUACAGGACACUUCUGACAGCUGUGAUUGAUUGACAGCGAGAGAAAUCUCUGCAGUUUUAUAUCACAGCAGCUUUCUCCGUGACAGAGGCACUUUAUACGUCACAUGAUCCUGUGGACGCCUCACUUUAACAGAAGAAGACCAGAAGAAAAGCUCUGGAUGUUUUUAUGAACUGAGUACUCAGUUUUACUGUAAGUCUUCAGGACUAAACAUCAGCUCCCAGAAUGCUUUGCUGUCAGAUGGAAAAUCUGAUGGAGACUUGAGAUUGAAUCUCAGAUAUUUACUGUAAUCAAUGUUUAUAACUCAUAUAAUGAGAUUAAUACUUCGUUCAGACACUUCAGUAUUGUUUUGUCCCUUUUCAAGCCCCUCCCACUGAUGUUACAUGUCAGCCAAUCAUCACGCCAGAUAAAGAAAUGCUGCAUUAUGGGAAAUGUAGUUUUGUGUAUUGGAGUAUGUGGUGUGACACUAAGAGUUGAUUAGUUUCUCAUUGCUUCAGCUUUCUUUAAUCAAAUCAUGGGUUAGGUUAUAGUUAUGUAACCUGUUGAAAACCCAACCUAACUACCUUUGUAUAAGCAGAUGAUGGGUUACGUCUCUGUGUUUGUUGUGUGUUGUAGGUUCUCCUUUAUCUCUGCGUGUGUGUUCAUCAAUGAUAAAUAUUUGAUGACCUGUCAAGAUGAGUUCAGCUCAAAAUCAAAAAAGAAAAGUAUAGUUUGGAUAUAGAAAACGUUUUUUUAAAGACAGUUCUUUACUAGAUUUUCAUAAUAAUGAAACAGAUUUACCCAAAAUUUUCAGUAUUGUUAUGCAAUAAAGCGGUUUAUGACUGUAAUGCAUAAACAGUAAUACAUUGUUAAAGUAGGGUGGCCAUUCGUGCCAGUUCCGCCAGACACGUCCUGAACAUGUUUUCGGGUUCGUUCUCCGGAAGUCGCGUUGCUCGACCACAUACGUCAUCAUCGAGGUUCUCACAUUUCAGUUAAAUACAUUAGAAAAUUAAGGUUUAUUUAUUUUAAGACAUACAAUCAUUGUAGUUUCAUUCUUACCUUGAAAUGUAACGGUUGCUUUUCUGAAAUUAAACCCGAAAUAUUGAACCUUGAUGACGUAUGCGGUCGACCAACGUGACUUCCGGAGAACGAACCCGAAAACAUGUUCAGGACGUGUCUGGCGGAACUGGCACGAAUGGCCACCCUAUGUUAAAGUGUUAGCUCAUCUGGUAAAGCAGUGUGCUUGCAACAACAGGGUUGUGGGUUCAAUUCCCAGUAAAUCAAAACUGAUAGUGCCGUACUUCUUUUUAUUGAUUUUGAUUUAAUCAUGGUAUUAGAUGACUUUUUAUAGUAAUACAGUAUUUUUAUGCAAUAUUUUUUGUUUUACAAAAAUGAGAAUGGCAAAUAUAAAUAGAAUGACAGAAAACCCUUUCAGAAUGAAAAUGUCUGAACGUCGGUCAUUAUGCAGUCCAGGCUUUAUUUUCUUUAUGCAAAAUAGAAAUGAUUUAUUUAUAGUUUCAUAUUUAUAUUUGAGUGAAAUAUAACCCAGAUAGAUUUGUUCACACUGUCAGUCCAAAUCCGAUUGAAAUCCAAUCACAUUUAGAACGUGUGAACGGCCAAAAACAACACUUUUUUUAAUGCGUUUCGGGAGUGUUUCCAGCUUUUGUGUCCAUACACAUUUCUGAUGUACAUAUAUGUUAACAUACAGUCAUGUGAUGCAUGUUUUAUUGAUGUGGUCUUCAUUUUAGUACGGUCCAUAUUUUCUUCCCAAAAUGAAAACCUAUUUAUUUUUAUAUCACAGAAUGAUGCUUUUGUGGUUUUAAAACUCCAGACGCACAGUACAAAUGAAUAAUGCAAUAAUGAUCUUUUUUUGUUAAAUCUUAGAUUAAGAAACUAUUCAAUGUAAAUGUGUGAUGAUGAUGAUGAUGAUGUGUACAGAACUAAAGGUUUGAUCUGUGGAUCCAAAUGAAGGCAAUAGCAAACUAAUAAUAUCUGUGUUUGACUUAUUUUCCAUUGUGUUAAAAAAGAGAUUCAGAAAGUCAUUAAAAAUAUUGAGUUGUUUAAUGUUAUUUGGUCAUAUUGACUGUUCAGAUGAUCAUUGUUAUGGCUUUCUUAUGUAAAUGUUCAUUUGUCUCAGAUGUUUCUUUUAAAUCGUAGCAAUAAAACAAAGUUCAGAUGA
Messenger RNA from Misgurnus anguillicaudatus (oriental weatherfish), 4800 nucleotides. It is a transcript of the gene rasa3, whose product is annotated as RAS p21 protein activator 3. The record is from RefSeq and is a predicted model, not a curated record. Gene Ontology annotation, biological process: regulation of GTPase activity; intracellular signal transduction; negative regulation of Ras protein signal transduction. Gene Ontology annotation, molecular function: GTPase activator activity. NCBI's taxonomy places the organism in Eukaryota, Metazoa, Chordata, Actinopteri, Cypriniformes, Cobitidae.